AUGGCGUCCGACCAACUCAUACCACGAGGAGCUCUCCUCCUCCCCUCUCUCUUGCUCCUCCUCUGCGUCAUUGUCACGGACGAAUGCCGGCUGUUCAAGCUCCACAGCAGCCAGAGACUUGCAAAGCACCUCGUCUCUACAAGGUACCGACCCACCGAUGGCUUGCUCGCAACUGCUCUACUUCCCCCGCUUGUCAACCGGCUGAGAGGAGCUUAUGAUCACGAGGAGGAUGAGUCGGAUUUUCCGCUCACGGAGUUCAAGGUGGAGGACACUACAAUCUUUCAGCGGCAGGUUCUGCUCAACUUUCCCAAGACCCUCAGGCUGAGAGGGCAGAUGCUGCUGUUCGAAGGGAGGGAGGAGGAGGGGGAUCAGCUGAAGUUGCGGCUUGCCGUCAGCCCGAGCGACACAUUCCUGAGCUUGUCAACAAGAGUGGUGGAGAGGCUCAGGGAGGAGUUGAGGAAGGAGGACCCGGUGGUUGUGGCGCUGAACGAUACGGGUGGUAUCUGUGAAGACGAGAUCUUCUUCUCUCUGAACAGGAUGAGUCGUUUUGCUGCCAACUCGACGUUUGCGGAUGCUGGGGUGAUGGACGGCGACAUGCUCUGGGUCCAUGGGAGCGAGGAGGGAGAGAUUGGAGUCGCGGGUGAGAAGCUCGAAUUGGACGAUUCUGAAUCGAAGAGGGACAGUGCGGACGAUCUUGGCAUCAACACAACGCAAAUCAGAGAGCUGUUGCUGCAAGACGAUGUUGAUGUCGAGUUCAGGGAUGGAUCCAAGAUUCCAAGUGUGAACGUUGAUCUCUUGCAAAGCCUUGACGAUGGAGAGCUUGGCAACUGGACUUGGGACGAGGAAGCGCAUCAAGCGGGAGUUCUGUACGGCAAGACGGUGGAAGGCGAAUCAGUGAGGGUGAGGGAGAGGGUUUGA
Molecule: messenger RNA, 918 nt
Organism: Guillardia theta CCMP2712
Lineage: Eukaryota; Cryptophyceae; Pyrenomonadales; Geminigeraceae
Exons: 5
Coding region: 1-918 (305 amino acids)
Source: RefSeq, a predicted model, not a curated record